AUGAAUUGUUUGACUAUUCACAAGAUCUUUUCUUUCUUUCUCUUGAAGGCAUAUGAUGGAUUUGCCAGCAUAGGAAUUUCCCGAUUAUUGGAACCUUCUGAUAUGGUUUUAUUAGCAAUUCCUGACAAACUGACUGUUAUGACUUACCUUUAUCAAAUAAGAGCACAUUUCAGUGGCCAAGAACUAAAUGUUGUUCAGAUAGAGGAAAACAGUAGUAAAAGCACAUAUAAAGUUGGAAACUAUGAAACAGAUACAAACAGUUCUGUUGAUCAGGAAAAAUUCUAUGCAGAACUUAGUGAUCUGAAACGUGAGCCUGAACUGCAACAGCCUACCAUUGGAGCCGUGGACUUCUUAUCACAGGAUGACUCUGUAUUUGUAAAUGAUAGUGGCGUUGGAGAGUCAGAAAGUGAACAUCAGACUCCUGAUGACCAUCUUAGUCCAAGCACAGCUUCCCCAUACUGUCGCAGGACUAAAAGUGACACAGAACCCCUAAAGUCCCAGCAGAGCUCUGGAAGGACUUCAGGAUUUGAUGACCCUGGAAUAUGUUACAAUACAGAUUCAACUCACGCCCAAGUUUUGUUAAGCAGAAAGAGACUAUUGAAAGCUGAGACUUUAGAAUUAAGUGACUUAUAUAUUAGUGAUAAGAAGAAAGAUGUAUCUCCAACCUUUGUUUGUGAGGAGACAGAGAAACAAAAACCCCACACUUUAGACAUUGGUAGUAACUUGGAGCAAGAAAAAUUAGAGAAUUCCAGACACUUAGAGUACAAAUUAGAUCCUGAAUCACCUAUCAAAAAACCAAGUUUAUCUCCUACUUCUAAACUUGGAUACUCGUACAACAGAGAUGCAGACCUUGCGAAGAAAAAACGUACUUCCCUGAGGCAGACAGAGUCUGAACCAGAUGCUGACAGAACCACUUUCAAUCAUGCAGAUCAUUCUGCAAAAACAGUUCAGCAUCGAAUGUUAUCGAGACAAGAAGAACUUAAAGAAAGAGCAAGAGUUCUGCUUGAGCAAGCAAGAAGAGAUGCAGCUAAAAAGGCAGAGACCAAACAGACUACCAAUGCAGCCACACCACUCUGCAACAGACAGCUAAGUGAUCAGCAAGAUGAAGAGCGACGUCGGCAGCUGAGAGAGAGAGCUCGUCAGCUAAUAGCAGAAGCUCGAUCUGGAGUGAAGAUGUCAGAACUUCCCAGCUAUGGUGAAAUGGCUGCAGAAAAGUUGAAAGAAAGGUCAAAGGCAUCUGGAGAACAAAACACUAAGGUGGUAGACUUGAAGCUGAAGAAACUCCUAGAAGCUCAGCCACAGGUGGCAAAUACACCUUCCAUUGCUGCUCAGAAAGCUGUAGCUGAGAGCUCAGAAGAAGACUUUAAGAAUGGCACAGAAGAUCUCCGGACUGAGCGAUUACAAAAAGGAACAGAACGCUUUAGAAAUCCAAUUGUGUUCAGCAAGGAUUCUACAGUCAGAAAAACUCAACUUCAGUCUUUCAGUCAAUAUGUUGAGAAUAGACCAGGUAGAAACACUUUUUUAAAUGUUCUCCAAUCUUAUGAUUUAACAGUAUUUAACUAUAUAUAUAUAUAUAUAUAUAUAUUAAAAAGCUGA
Messenger RNA from Talpa occidentalis (Iberian mole), 1596 nucleotides. Its product is annotated as EH domain-binding protein 1-like. The transcript is spliced from 5 exons. The record is from RefSeq and is a predicted model, not a curated record. Lineage: Eukaryota; Metazoa; Chordata; Mammalia; Eulipotyphla; Talpidae. The coding region runs from base 1 to 1596 and encodes 531 amino acids.